Messenger RNA from Chelonus insularis, 3505 nucleotides. RefSeq names its product MICAL-like protein (gene MICAL-like). The transcript has 7 exons. NCBI's taxonomy places the organism in Eukaryota, Metazoa, Arthropoda, Insecta, Hymenoptera, Braconidae. The record is from RefSeq and is a predicted model, not a curated record. Gene Ontology annotation, molecular function: protein binding. The coding region runs from base 334 to 3354 and encodes 1006 amino acids.
GGUAGCUGUAAAACACCGAACACUUCUUGGUGGGAUUCAGUUGUUGAUUCGCACGCGAGUAGUAAAGUUAAGUUAAAUAUAGCUAUAUUUUUUCGAAGCACGCAAACGUGUAAUAGGUUAGAUAGAAGGAGAGUGAUCAAUAAAUUUUGUUGGAAAGUCCGUUGUCAUAGAGAUUGGCGUAAGGAAGUAGUGACACGUGUAAAUCAGAAUUAAGGCGAUAUGUUUGGAGAAAGAUUGAAUAAAAAAUCAUGCGAGUGACGUAAGAAGAGCUGAGAGAUCCCGGAUUAUUAAGGAAGAUUCAAGGAUUGUUUUAGAGAAAUAAAAAGAAUCAAGAUGUCAGAAAGACGAGGUCCAAAAGCCCUGGAGCUUUGGUGCAGGCGAAUUACUGAAGGUUAUCCUGGAGUUAACGUUCAAAACAUGACGACCUCAUGGCGUGAUGGUCUUGCUUUUUGCGCGAUGAUACAUCACUUUCGACCAGAUCUCAUAGACUUUAGCAGUUUAAAUAAAGACGAUAUAUAUGGGAAUAAUGAACUGGCCUUCAGAACAGCAGAACAACAUUUAGGUAUUCCUGCCCUUCUUGAUGCCGAGGACAUGGCCUCAUGUUCAGUUCCUGAUCGGCUUUCAAUUCUGACCUAUCUCUCGCAGUUUUACCAACAAUUUGGAGGAUCUUCACCAAGUCGAGUGGCUCGGAGUCGAACUCCAGAAAGCUCCAAUCAACAAAUCACUCCAGUUGCAGAGUCCCCAACGUCGAAGGUGAAACCACAUCUGGGGAUGCGAAAAGAACCAUGUGUGAUCUGUGAAAUGCCUGUAUUUCUUGCUGAGAAGUUGGUGAUCUCACGAAAGACUUAUCAUCGAACGUGCUUCAGAUGUGCCCGAUGUCAAAAUCAACUGACACCUUGUAGCUAUUAUGAGACUGAAGAAGGGCAAUACUGCUGCGAGACUUGUCCGGAUGAAGAUCCACCAAGUAGAUCUGAAUUCUAUGAUGAUUCGUUGGUUCUUGAUGCGGAACAAGAAGUCAAGGAAGUCCAAGGAUGCACGAGGUCAUUAAGCGAUGAAGAGAAAUGCGUAAGAAAGAGUCAGAAUGAAGUAAAGAAUCCAGACGUGACUAAACAAAGUUCACAGAUAGCUCAUAUGAGGUUAAAUUUUAUGUCAAGUCAUUUGCAGUCAGCUGAAGAAAAUUUACAAGAAAAACAGAAAGAUUUUCAAGUUUCUACAGAGUCAAUUGAUUUGUCUAAUGAAUGCAAUGAUGGUAAAUCAUCCCCAGAUGUCAGUCUUCUUAACGAAAAGACUUCAAAAUUACAUUCCAUGACAACGCGCACUGAUAAUGAAAACAAAUCGAACAAAUUUGUAAAUAAACAUGUAGAAGAUAGCACAGAUAGUAUUCACAAUCGUUGCCUUACUGCCACGUCACAUAAACUAGAUUGUAAGGAUGAAUUUAAGAGCCAGGAUACCAAAGAAAUGCUUGGCGUUGCUGGUGAUGAGACAGAUGUCAAUCAGUGUCUUUCACUUGUCCAGAAAAGGCUUAAAUUAUUUGAGAAUUUAGUAGUAAAUGAUGAAAAAGACUGCGAUAAAGAGAAUUCUCCAGGUGUGUCUACAUUGAUAGAGCCAGACUCAUUAGAAGAGAAUUCUACAGCAUUUAACGAGGGUUCUAAAUCACAUGAUCUUACUAAACUUAGUAAAGAAGAAUCUCAAGAUGAAAUCGAUAUUUUAAAUGCCAAAGGAAUUGAUUUGAGUAUUCCAGAAGAUGAGGAUAAUUAUCCUGAUGAAUUAAACCCUUUUAGGAGUGAUGAUGAUGAUAAUAAUGGUGAUGGAAGUGAUAUUAAAGAUAAAGAUAAUAAAGAAGAAAGUAUAAAUGUUAAGAAAAAAUCUACUAAUCCAUUUGGAAGUAGUAGCGAUGAAGAUGAAGAUGAAAAUAAUAAGAAUUUGAUUCCUCCUAAGCCUGCUGCUCGAAUCAAUGUUGGUAGUAAAACUACUCAGGCUGAUUCACCACAAAAGCGUCUUCUUAAAGCUCCUCGGAUCAAUUUAAAUCCAUUUUGGAGCGAUGAUGAGGAGCCUGAGAGUGAAGAAGAGGAUAAAGAAAAAAUUUCGCAACAAACUCCAGUUCCUAAGCCCAGGAAAAAUAGGGAAAAUGAAUCGGGAAGCUUCAAUAAUAAAUCCAGUUUGAAUCGCGAUGAAAUUUAUGCUUCUAGCAGCUCUUUAGCUAGUUCUACGUCGACGUCAACACAUAGCAGUCGUUAUAGGAAACGAAAACCUGCACCACCUCCACCAAUGUCGAAUGAAAGUUCUUCUUCGGUAAUAGCUUCUCCGGAUUCUACAUCUAAACCAUACGCUCAUAGUUCACCCAUGCGUAGACCAAAGCUACGGAAGAAUAAACCAGCACCACUACCACCAACAGCAUUGAAUGCUUCACUACCUCUAACGGAAACCUAUGAAGCCUUGGAAAAUUUAAGCUUAUCUGAAUCUUCGAUGAAUCAGUCAGUAUAUAAAAUGGAUGAUAGUCAUAAUGAAUCUUGGGAAGAUAUUAAAAUUAGUAAAAAUGAAGCAAAUAAAAGCAAACAAUCAAUGUCUGCACUAUCUCACAACAGAGAAAAUCAUGAAUAUUUAUUCCACGAUAAAAGUGCUCAAGGAAAGUGGAAACGAAAAAAGGCACCAGCUCCUGCAAUACCAAUUCCUCAAAGGCGGAAGAUAAAAGUGUUGUCGAUGAAAGAUGUAAAACGAGAGUUAUCAGAAAUAGAAAUGCAGCAACAAGGAUUAGAAAAACAAGGUGUACGUUUAGAGCAAUUGAUUCGGAUGAAAUGCGAAUCGGGAGAUGGACAAGAUGAUGAAAGUAAUUUGAGUAUGGAUGCGGACGAGCUUGUUUUAGAGUUAUUUGCUCUGGUAAAUGAAAAGAAUGAGUUAUUCAGACGACAAGCUGAGUUGAUGUUGUUGAAAAGACAGCAACGCCUUGAGGAAGAACAUGCAGAUAUUGAAUAUCAAAUACGUUGUUUGAUGUGCCAACCUGAGGCUACAAAAACAGACUUUGAUAAGCAACGAGAAGAGGCUCUUAUUCAACGAUUGGUUGAGGUUGUUGAAAGGAGAAGUGAAAUUGUUGAGUGUUUAGAGAUGGAUCGACGAAGGGAAGUUGAAGAAGAUAAAAGUAUAAAUAUGCACAUGGAAUUAUAUACCGCUAAAAACAAAGGCGGUAAUAAAAGUGAUGCAGAGGAACAAAAUACAAUGCAAAAAAAUAAGAAAAUAAAAUUAAAAGAAAAAAUUAAGGAAAAACACUUCAAAAAGAGCCACAAGAAAGACGCUGAUAAAGACGUAGACGAGACUGAAGUUAAACUUAAACGCCAAAAUAAACGAAAAUGGUUUUAAAUGUCUUUUACCGACAGACAUUACGUUUAUUUCUUCUCAUAAUUUUUAAUAUUAUUACUUUUUAUUAAUAUUAACGUUUAAAUAUUAUUUGAAAAGCACUAUUGUUUUUAUAAAAAUUAUUAUGUAAAUUUAUAACAGAUAAUAAAAAAAC